Molecule: messenger RNA, 285 nt
Organism: Monosiga brevicollis MX1
Lineage: Eukaryota; Choanoflagellata; Craspedida; Salpingoecidae
Exons: 3
Molecular function (GO): RNA binding
Source: RefSeq, a predicted model, not a curated record
UCGGGUGAAUCGCGAGAGGAGGUGGACGCACGCUCCAUCUAUGUGGGCAACGUUGAGUAUGCUGCCACGGAGGAAGAAAUUCAGGCCCUGUUCAAGGAUUGUGGCGUUGUGAAACGCAUCAAGAUUAUGCGCGACAAGUUUACGGGUCAUCCCAAGGGAUUCUGCUACGUCGAGUUUGCCGAGCCCAACGCCGUGCCGCUUGCCAUGGCUUUGGACGAAAGCAUGUUCCACGGCCGACAAAUCAAGGUCAAAUCAAAGCGUACCAACCUGCCCGGCUUGGCCCGA